AUGUCAAAGCGCACGGCAUGUACUAGUGAUGAUGAGUGUUCCUCGAAGCGGAAUUGGUGGAUGGCGCCAUCACCAUUGGCAGAUCAAGGUGCAUGGUGCAUUCUCGAACAGUUCCUCACUACCGACAUGACAUAUCCUCAGAUGGAAGAGACAUUUUCUUUAUACCUUGGUGAUCAAUACAUUGCAGACAACUGGAAGGAUGCCAGAAAUGUGUUAUUCUCUGGCAAUGCCACCUCUCAAGCACUCCCAUUCAAUGAUCACCUCAACGUCCUAAAUCGAGGACGGACUCCAGCACUCGUAUCAAACAAACGUUCGAAUCCAUACAUUGUCACUGAAGCAGACAAGAAAGAAGAGGAUGAAGAGGAUGAAGAGGAUGAAGAAGGCUCUUCUGUGUGGUUGCCAACAGUCACAUGCCUUUCUGGCCCAUCAGCCAAGGGUAGGUUGGCAGCAGCAUUUGAUAACAUUUAUGAUAGGAUCCAAGAGAACCCGCCCUCUUCAUCAGAAGGGCGCCAUGCUUGCCAUUGCAAGGCCACCUCAUCCCCCUGGGCAAUUGAAGGCAGAAUGUACCUUCUCCAUAUUCAGAGAAAUGGCACAGAUUAUAUUGCCAAACACCUUCAGAGUCAAGGAUUUCUCAUUACUGUGUCCGGUUGGGUAGCAGGCCAGUUGUAUGUUGUCGCAGACAGCCCCAGAACCAUCACAGCAUUGCUUCCAUCCUCACAUAGUUUUGCCAUUCAAGAAUAUGUUCGAAUCUCAGAAGAAGAACGUCAAGCAGUUGAACAUGCAAACUCCAAACUUCCUAACCCAGGGUGGGUGAGGAUCAAAUACGGCAAGUACAAGGGUGACAUAGGCUACAUUUUCAAUUCUGAUCAAUCUAAUGGUCUCGUCUCCAUCUUAAUCGCUCUCCGGGACUUUCCCUAUCCCAUGCCUGGUGGAUCUGCCAUUCGCGAUAUUCUCCAUGAUGGGAAAGUUGUGGGGUGCUGUUAUAGAGGCGAACAAUACUACAUGGGACUCUUGGUGAAAAAAUUUCACCGCGAUCACUUAGAAAUUGUUGCCUCUCCUCACACUGAUGACAUCAAACUGCAUAUGCAGUCUGCGUGGGACAUGCCCUUCGUCAGGAAAACACUGUUAGCAUUUUCGAUGCAAUUCUUGCACACAGGCGAUUUGGUCAGGAUUAUUGCAGGAGAAAUUCGCUCAAAGAUCAGUACAGUCGUUUUGACAGGUCACACCUCUGGCUCCGAUCUAGAGCAUAUUUUUUGUGUUGGCGACAAAAUUCAAGUCGUUGCAGGCCCAUACUUGGGUCUGGAGGGCCACAUCAUUCAAAUAAGCGAUGAUAUGUUCCACAUUUAUCAGGCAGUCUCCAAAGAAGAGGUGCUUGUUUCGAGAUACUACUUAGAUCAUUGCCCCUUGCAUCAUGUCUUUCACCUGCAGCUACCUGUGCAGCAGCGCUUCGAGCCUCCCCCUCAGUCCAAAUCUAUACAAGUAGGAGAUCACAUAGAAGUGCUUGUGGGAGAGCAUUUCAAGAAAUGCAGCAUUGUGGAGUGGUUCCCCAUGGGGAGCGCAAUGCUAUGGUUCCAGGAUAUGGACCCUAUGUUAUCUGGGGAUGAUGUGGGUACUAGUGUUGGACUGUUAAGAAUUCAAGUUCCUGUAGCAGUUGUUCAGCGGACCAAGCUCCCUGAUACCCUCAAAUACACACAGGAAAGGGGCUAUGAUGUGAGGCCUGGAGAUGUCAUGAGUGUUGCUCAUGGAUUGGAGUAUCAGAGGAAAGGGGUUGUACAAAACAUCGACUUUCCAAACGCUCGCUUGACCUUUCUUUCUGAUAGUGAUCACUCCCUUAUCAACGUCCCAAUCAGAUUUGUGAUAAAGCCGCGAAGCAUUACCCCCCCACCUGUCCAGCUCCUGGCCAGUUCUUCCACCAGUGCAGUCAGUAGCCUAUCAUCAUGGGCUUCCUGGACUGCCAACCCAGAGAAUCCUGUGCAUCCAUGCGAAUCGUCAAGCAUCACACCCAGCUUGUUGACACUUGACCCCUGGACUGUCAAUCCUCGGGACACCCAAGAUGAUAUUGACACCAGAGCAGACAAACUCACAGACAUUGGCCCUCUACCCUGGUUAAUGGGCAAGGAGUAUUCCUCAAUGCUCCUUCUGCAUCACACAGUGUUGAAAGUCGCUGUAGGUUUCAUGGGAGGCAGGUUACACAAACAAUUUGUGUUCAUGGCUUGUCCUGACCCCUUCUGCGGUGUGAAUGGACCUGCACCUGAAGAUUGUAUCGCUGUAUUCUGCACAUCCAGUAAUGCAGGGGCUACACUUCAACACUACCACAUUCCCACCAAGGAUCUGAGCCCAGCUCCCCCACGCAGAAAAAAACAACAGGUCCUUGUUCUGGAAGGGGAUUCUUGCAGACAUAUAUUUACUGUCAUGAAAUGUAAUCUGAAGAAGAAUAGUGUUGAGGUUGCAAUUUCGCCUACAAGUAGUAUUACCCUGCGUUUUGAUCAGAUAUGUCUUGUAGAAUGGGCACAAAGUAUGAUGUGA
Suillus subaureus is the source of this 2526-nucleotide messenger RNA. RefSeq lists its product as uncharacterized. The record is from RefSeq and is a predicted model, not a curated record. NCBI's taxonomy places the organism in Eukaryota, Fungi, Basidiomycota, Agaricomycetes, Boletales, Suillaceae. The coding region runs from base 1 to 2526 and encodes 841 amino acids. The transcript has 12 exons.